ACAGCGUCGUUCCUUCACCCUCCUUUCCUCCUUCCCCCACCAUGGCCUUCCCCUCAUUCAGGAGGAGGAGCAUACAUAUUUGUCUCUCUCUCCUCGCUCUCUUUCUCUUGGGCACCGUCGUCGUCCUAUCCUCCGUGUCCUACUAUCUGUCCAUUCCCGACGCUGCCUACAUCACUGAACAGGAGCUCGAUGCCCCUUUUAACCUCUCCGUCCCCUGGAACGCUACAGAACACGGAAAAGUAGAGCGCAUCCCUAGAAUCCUCCAUCAGACUUGGAAGUCAGAGACGCUCCCCGACCGGUGGAAGGGCAUCUCCCAGGAGUGUCGUGACAUGAUGCCCGAAUAUGAAUACAUGCUCUGGACAGACGCCAGUGCUCGCGAGUUCGUCGCAGAGCACUACCCGUGGUUCUUGGAUACCUUCGAUUCCUACACCUACCCCAUCCAGCGCGCCGAUGCUAUCCGCUACUUUGUCCUCCAUCACUACGGCGGCAUAUAUCUCGAUCUGGAUAUCGGUUGUCUUCGCCGUCUCGACCCCCUCCUCGUACAUCCUGUCAUCCUCCCGCGCACCAUCCCUGUCGGCGUAUCCAACGACCUCAUGUUCGCAGAAAAGGGGCAUCCUUUCCUCGCCCAGACCAUUCACAACCUCGUCACCUUCGACCACAACUGGGUUCUGAACUAUCCCACCGUCAUGUUCUCCACUGGGCCCAUGUUCCUCUCUGCCCAGUAUGGACUCUAUAGUACCUCGCAUCCCUUCACUCCGGACCAUCCGGGCGGUGAGAUCCGCGUCCUACCCAAGUCCCUCUAUGGAAAGAACGCGAAGCCUGAAGAGGCGCCCCAUUCCUUCUUCACUCACUUCUAUGGCAGCAGCUGGCACGCCGACGACGCGGCGUUCAUUGGGUUCCUGGGCAAGUGGGGUAAAGGCCUUAUGUGGGUAGGCCUUGCUAUUUUGGUCAUGGGCGUGCUGCGGAUGCUGUGGACUAGCAGCAAGCAGCGAAGCUAUGCGCUGCGGAGAAUCGGUGGGUAUGAAGUCCUGCUGCCUCGCUGGGUCGAGCGCAAUGGACGGUGGCACCUUGAUUUGGGUUGGAUUUCCCUUCCCGGGCGCCCCUCGCCCUCAGCCACCCCCAUCAUCUCCCAGCGCAUGUCGUCCGACAUUCCUGACAGUCUGAGGUCCAGCAGUGACGAGGACGUCUCUCUCCUCCCUCUUUCCCUCGACAUCCGGCCCUCGUCGCCCGCAAACUCUGACUAUCCCCCAUCGCCCUCCUCGUACUCUGCCGCGGACGCAAUGCGGCGCGUUAGACGUGGAGUGGCGUCUCUUUUUGGAUCUUCAUCAGACGUACUGCGGUCUCCCGCGCGCUCCCGCAGACGACCACGCGGCGUGCUCUUCUUCCUGCCCGCGUUCGCGUCAGGGGGCGAUAUCGCUCUGCCCUCUCACGAGACCCCGUCCCGCUUCCCUGCGCCCAUUUCCACGACGUCCCCCUUCCUGUCACGCUCUCUGUCGCGCACGACCUCGCCCUCGCCAUCGUAUCCCCCCGAUAAGCGAAGGCCCGAAGAGCUCGAACAGGGCGUCGCCACCAGCGAGUCGCUUCCGUCGUAUUCCGAGGCAUCCAUCUCGGCGUACGGUGCCCCCGCAUCAGAUGCGAGCGGUUCGCGGCGUACCUUCGCUAAUUUCACACCCAUCGAAUAGGCGUUCGGUAUCGCUCUGCGUUGGCUCCCCCCUUCCCACCCGCUGCUCUAUUUACGAUACGGGCGUCCGCUUGUCAUUAACUCGCUGUUCUCACACGUUCUCAGACAGACGUUUUUACACAUUGUUUUUUGUGUGUGGCCUAUUCCUUCUACUUCGUAUUCGUAUCUAUUUCGCACACAUACACACAUACGCCUCGGAUUCACGCAACUCACUUAGUAGUGGCAGAAACGAGAACUUUCGUCCCGUUCCAAGUACCGCUAUAAAACCAAAUAAUCUCUUGUGCAUUUCUUGGUUCUGCGUCGAUACCCCUUGCCAUUCCGAUAGGAACGAACAUGAAUUGUAAGCUACUAAUGUGUCGGUUCCUAGAACCCUCCCUUUGGACAGGACAAGAGUAGAGAUUGAUAUCGAGACACGCUAUAAAUAUGACACAUCUCCCGAGUAGUACAC
Messenger RNA from Heterobasidion irregulare TC 32-1, 2129 nucleotides. RefSeq names its product glycosyltransferase family 32 protein. Lineage: Eukaryota; Fungi; Basidiomycota; Agaricomycetes; Russulales; Bondarzewiaceae. The transcript has 2 exons. Gene Ontology annotation, biological process: mannosyl-inositol phosphorylceramide biosynthetic process. The record is from RefSeq and is a predicted model, not a curated record. Gene Ontology annotation, molecular function: mannosyltransferase activity. The coding region runs from base 42 to 1682 and encodes 546 amino acids.